This is a messenger RNA of Tricharina praecox, 2033 nucleotides long. RefSeq lists its product as uncharacterized. Gene Ontology annotation, cellular component: cytoplasm; nucleus; cytosol. The record is from RefSeq and is a predicted model, not a curated record. NCBI's taxonomy places the organism in Eukaryota, Fungi, Ascomycota, Pezizomycetes, Pezizales, Pyronemataceae. Gene Ontology annotation, molecular function: GDP-dissociation inhibitor activity. The coding region runs from base 181 to 1869 and encodes 562 amino acids. Gene Ontology annotation, biological process: protein geranylgeranylation; vesicle-mediated transport; small GTPase-mediated signal transduction. The transcript is spliced from 3 exons.
GCUGCCGGACUCUUCAGAUCACAUCGCAAACGUCACUGUAGCGACCACAAGUCACCCCGCCGGCAACUUCCGCAACCAGUAUCCUUGGCGUACGCCACAUGUCACAUGCAGAACUGAGCUCCCCACCACUCGAGAUACCUAUCGUUUGUCCUCCCACCCAAGUAGCAUCACACGCUCGCGAUGGAUGACUUCGCCCUCCCCUCUCUAGAGUGGGACGUCAUCGUCUCCGGUACAGGCGUAAAGCCAUCUCUUCUCGCCGCCGCCCUCAGCCGUGCUGGAAAACGCGUCCUCCAGGUCGACGAUAAAGACUACUACGGUGAUACGCAAGCGGCAUUUUCACUCGACGAGCUUGAGGGUUGGGCUGCGUCCGUGUCCGCACCCUUCUCUCAUGCCUCCUGCGAACGAAGAGCUACCAUCGCCCGUCCUCGGAGCUACACGCUCACUCUUGCGCCGCACUUGGUCUAUUGGAGCAGUAAUCUGCUGGAGCUGCUGCGAAAUGUUGAGAUGACUACGUCGUUUACUUGGCAGGCGGUGGGGAGUUGGUGGAUUUUCCUGACAGACGAGGACGUGGCACAGCGCUCUUCCGGUGGCGGCGGGAUCGGUGGCGCACUGGUGGAUGCGGGAGUCAAGGCUGUGAAAGUCGGAGACACGGUACGCAAGAAGGCAGGCUGGAACAAAGGGCGGAAACGGGAGAGCCGUGAUCUCACCUCCGACCUCCCGCCCGAACUCCAGCAAACCGGCGACGCCCCGACACUGCGCAAGCUCGGCGGGGUCCUCCGCGAGGUUCCAUGCACGUUCGAAGAUGUAGCGUGGAGCCCCGACUUGCAGGAUCGAGAUCGCGGGUACUUGGGCGGGCUGUUGCGGUUUAUCUCGAAGUGCUCGGACCCAGAGGAUACGAAACAUCAUCAGCUGUUGGCCGAGCACGCCGAUACUCCGCUAUCUGAGUUUCUGACUACGGUGUACCCACUUCCCCCGUUCACUAUUGCCUCGAUCCAUUCCCUUACACUCCUCCCAACGCCUCCUGAGGCAACACCGCUACGUACAGCGCUGGACGCACUCAUUCGUCAUGUAUCCAGCAUCGGUCGUAUACCCGAUAUCCGCUCCGCGGCCGCACUAACAAUCGCCUACGGAGGCAGCUCGGAGCUAUGCCAAGUUUGGUCCCGGGGGGCGGCUGUAGCAGGUGGAAUCAACGUCCUUUCUCGUGGGAUGACAUCCAUCACCCCGGGCGAUGACGGAAAACAUUGUAUAUCGCUAUCCAAUGGUGAGGUGGUGACAGCACUGUGGGUUCUCACCACCGCCACCACCGCCACUGCUGCCCCCUCCUCUAUCACCUCGCUGGCAAAAGGGAUCUUUGUUAUAUCUGCCCCGUUACACGCCCUCUUCACUAAGAAAUUUGCCGACGACCGUAUCCCGCCUAAUGCCGCGGUGUUGACCUUCCCCUCCGGCUCCCUGAAGACCGAAGACCAAGUAUGCAACAAGAACCCCGUCUACAUUAUCGCACAUGCCUCCGCCACCGGCGAGUGCGGGCCCGGAGAAGCGGUCCUCUACACCUCCACUCUUUCUCCGCAACCUGUGGGGUACGUCUUCUCCGAGCUCGCUGUGCGCCGGGUACUAUCAGCUUGUGGUGAGGAAGGAGCCGAUAUUUCCUUCGUGUGUAGAUUCACGCAAGAAUUUGCUACCCCCAUUGCCGCGGAUAGUAAAGAGGAUGGUUUGGUGGAGCUAAGCCCGAUGAGUGGAGAUUUGGCAUUUGAUGCUGGUGUUGUUGAGGAGUGCAAGCAAGUCUAUGAGAGGAUCAUUGGGACCAAGGAGGGGUUUCUGGAGAUGACGGAGGAGAUGAGGAGACAGUAUGCGUUGGCUGAAGAGGAAUAAUAGGUAGGUAGAUACCUGGAAUCAUUGGCUGCAUAGGAGAGCAAAUGCAUGAUUGAUCGCCCGGAUUUCAAGUGUCUGCACUACAUCUUAUGCGGUGAAUGUGAUUUUGGAAGAAAAAAAAGACUAUGUAUUCUGGUACCGUAAGGUUCGCCUUGGAAUUUGAG